UUGUAAUGCAAGGGUUCUCUCCAGACAUUACCCAAUAUUUGCAAUAAUAUUUUAAUUCGAAGGAAGGCAUCAUGGAAGAUAUAUCUGACGUAAAAAUUGUUCCAUGUGAAAAGUCAGGAUUCAUAAAACCACUGCGAAUGCUAUUUAAACAGAAUGGUAGGGAUAAGAUAUGGGAUGCCAUGGAGGUGCAUGAUAGUGUUGUAAUCAUUAUCUUCAACAAGACCAGAAAUGUUUUCAUUUUUGUUAAACAGUUCCGUCCAGCCGUGUACCUUAGCAGUUCCAAAAUAACAGAAGAAAAUGGAAGUAGACAGAUAAAGACAAGUGAAAAUCCACCCAAUAUGGGUGUGACCUAUGAACUCUGUGCUGGAAUCGUGGACAAGGACAUUGACAACCAGAGAAUAGCUCAGGCAGAGGUGAUGGAGGAAUGUGGCUAUAAGGUUCCAUUGGAAGGCAUAGAGCCAGUCACUUCAUACAGGAGUGGGGUAGGCACAACAGGGUCGCUACAGAACCUUUACUUUGCCGAAGUGACGGACCAGAUGAGGGUAGGGACGGGAGGGGGUGUGGCCGAGGAAGGGGAGCUGAUUGACGUAGUGGAGAUACCUCUGAGUGAGGGGAAGUCCUUCAUCACAGAUAAGGCUUACAACAAACCUGUAUCUAUGAUGUACGCACUCAUGUGGUUCUUCGACGUGAAGGCUAAACAUUAUGUGAAUGGAAAUAAACUAUGAUGGACAGAAACUGUUUAAUGUGAUUUUCUACAAAUAUGGACCAAUUCAGUAUGAUACGCAGCAUAUGAAAUAAUUUUUCAGUGAGAAAUGAUUAAAUACUUAUGUGAUUUUAGAAUCAAAUUUUCCUGUCAUACAGCAUUACUUUGAAGGCAAACUUUGCUGAAUAACAACCAGGUAGCUCAGUUGAUAUGUAAUUAAGAUCCAUCCAGUUUUGAAGUCAGGGGUUGGAAUCCAGGUAUGUUCGUAGAAUUUCGUUUAUAAUACACAUGCAGCAAUGGGUCCAUACUAGUGCCAUUGAAAUCUUGCUAACGUCAUGUGACACAUGUGUUUGUUGUCUGAUACAGGGUAUGUCUAUACAUCAUUAUACAUCAUCUUCAACAGAAGAUUGUAUUGAGUUGAAAAACAUUUAAAUCAGAUUAAUCAACAAAUAUGUUUGUCAUCUGCAUCAAGCAUUAACAUACAUGUAUGUAAUACUUGUACAAGGGACCUGUGUUAAUCUGGAAACCUGUGUUCCCGGCCCAUGUGCCAAGUUUUCUGAACUUCUGGGUUGUUGAACAACCAACCAAACCAAAUUUAUGUCUCUUGAUUGAUUAUAUAAUGAUUAAAACGUGUCUGAUAUAACAAAGUAGUUAUGUAAUUAGGAUAUCUUGUGCUAAUAGUAAAUAUUAAAAAUAUAUGUUAGUGUG
This is a messenger RNA of Pecten maximus, 1411 nucleotides long. RefSeq names its product uridine diphosphate glucose pyrophosphatase NUDT14-like. Lineage: Eukaryota; Metazoa; Mollusca; Bivalvia; Pectinida; Pectinidae. Bases 72 to 725 code for a protein of 217 amino acids. Gene Ontology annotation, biological process: nucleoside phosphate metabolic process; ribose phosphate metabolic process. Gene Ontology annotation, molecular function: UDP-sugar diphosphatase activity; metal ion binding. The record is from RefSeq and is a predicted model, not a curated record. The transcript is spliced from 5 exons.